AUGAACUCUUUCAUCAUAUCAACUCUCUACUUUCUCACUUUGAUCCCAAUCAGUAGUGAACUAAGUUGUGUAUCAUGCGUCGGAUCAAGUAAUUCGGGUUGUAAUGAUCCUUUUAAUGAAGCUACAUCAGGUGAUCUACAGAUCCCAGGAAGUACUUAUUGUUUAAAAGUAGUCUAUUCAAAUUAUGUUGAACGUAUGGCAGGUGGUCGAGCUUGUACAUCUGGAAGUGGUCCUAGUGGUAGUACAUAUUACUGUUGUUCAGACAAAGAUUAUUGUAAUAAAACAUUAACAAGUUAUCCUGUGUCCAUAGUUGCUAUCAUUAUUCACAUAGUGAUUUUAUUAUUUAUUCAAUUCUAG
This is a messenger RNA of Adineta steineri, 357 nucleotides long. The record is from the annotation of a GenBank genome assembly. Lineage: Eukaryota; Metazoa; Rotifera; Eurotatoria; Adinetida; Adinetidae.